Mangifera indica (mango) is the source of this 870-nucleotide messenger RNA. RefSeq lists its product as uncharacterized. The transcript has a single exon. The coding region runs from base 172 to 780 and encodes 202 amino acids. The record is from RefSeq and is a predicted model, not a curated record. Lineage: Eukaryota; Viridiplantae; Streptophyta; Magnoliopsida; Sapindales; Anacardiaceae.
AUUAUGGUCUUCUUUUCCAACCGUAUUUUCUAAGAAAGUUUUGUCACCGAAGUAAUCAGAGUCAUUUCCCUUUAUCACAAUUCACAAGUGAACUUUUCCUCUCUUGCUAAAAACAUUGAAAGAUUUCACCUUUAUCUUUUAACUCUUCCUCAUAUCAUAAUCUAAACAGCCAUGUACGGUUUAACGAAGCUAGGCACUGUGCUCACUAUAGUAUUUUCAGUCUCUCUUUUGGCGUUAUUAGCCAAUCUUCUUUAUGUUUUAUGGCGGAAGCAAGUUUUCCGGCGACGGAACAGCCCUGAUAUACCUCCAGGGGACCCGUUUUACAAAUUUUCGUCAUCGAAGGAGCAGCUUCUGUACUUUUUCUGCUUGAAGAACCAGUCCCGGAUCGAACCCGCGGGAAACCCAACGGUUUCGGACCCGCCAGAGUCGGCGGCAGUGGUGGUGGCGGUUGACGAUGAUGACGUGGCGAAUUGGCAGCUGGGGAUGUACGGACCGUCGAGGGUUUUGUUCACUAUUAGAGAAGAAGAGAGAGAAGGGACCGAGACGUCCGAAGCUGAGAAUGAUCAGAGAGCGAAGAGCAAAACGGUGCGUUUAGAGGGUGAGAGUGGUGCGGUUGUGGUAAAAGUGGCAGAUGUUGGUGUUGAUUAUGACGAUCCGACGCCGUUUUCCACUCCGUGUGCUUCGACUCCGUACUUCACACCUUCGCCGUCUCCCACUCACGUUAAGUACUCACCGGAAAACGACAUGUCGUUUCUUAGUGUAGCAGUCUGUAGCGAGUAGAGUAAAAAUAGCUACCUGGCUGUCCAGAAAUAUUGUCAAUAUAUAAACUAAUUAAUUAAUUAAUUAAUGUCCACAGAAUUUUCUUUUUUA